This is a messenger RNA of Xyrichtys novacula (pearly razorfish), 1704 nucleotides long. Lineage: Eukaryota; Metazoa; Chordata; Actinopteri; Labriformes; Labridae. The record is from the annotation of a GenBank genome assembly.
AUGGCGGCCGAGGGAGAUGUCGACUUGGACCUGGAAGCCGAGGAGAACUGCACUGGAAAACCGGCAGAAAAGCCUCGGAAACAUGACAGCGGGGCCGCGGAUCUGGAGAGGGUCACGGACUACGCGGAGGAGAAGGAGAUCUCCAGCUCGGAUCUAGAAACGGUGAGAGAUCCGGGCUAAGGUUCAUGUGUGCCGGGAAACAUGCGGCCUGUGGGUGCUGUGGGCUCGGACCAUCAGCCCCGCAGACCUUAAAAUAAAGCAUUAAACUGUGAAAAGAGUUUCUUAAGUCUGUUAUCUGCGCCAGGAGUCAUGAAGCAUCUCUCUUAUAAUGAGUAACUGUGAUCUGACUGGUGCUUUACGACUCUUUGCCGUAAAUUUAACGGAAUAUUUACGACAUUACUGUCAAUGUUUUUUCUUCACUCAUUAAUAGUCAAAUUGAAUUGCUCUCAGCUUUGCUUGCUCAGCAUUUUCAUUUUCUAAAAGUGUCGUUUUCAUUGAUUGGCUGGAAAAAUGUUUUAAUUACAGAGAAAACAUUCCUGUUUUGACAUUAUUGGCUCUAAUGUGUUUGUGUCCAGUUGUUCUUCUCUGGUUAUUGAGAUAGAUGCUCAGAGUGAUAAAAUAUCUACGUAGAUUUAAUUAGACAAAAUGAUGUUUUGAGGGUUUUUUUCUCUUUCUUUGGGUCACUCCCAUUCACUGGAAUAAAAACUUCAAGAUUACAGUUGUUAAUUUACGAGAAUAAAGUCGUAAUAAAAUGAUUAUGAUACUUAUGAUAAUGUGGUGCUGAUGUGUUAAAAGGUCAAGUAUCUCCUUGUUUGAGAAACAUACUGAUGGACAUUUUCAGGAAAGCUCCACGGCUCUUAUUUCAACAACAUUCAUCUUAAACAACGGGCUGGAAUGUAAGGAAUUGUAUUACGACUUUAUUUACGCAAGAAAUGAUUUUAUUACGAUUUUAUGCUCGUUAUUAAUGACUUUAUUCUCGUGAAUUAACGACUUUAAUCUUGAAGUCUUCAUUUUUUACUUAACUGUGGAAGAAAAUAACUUUGAGUUAGUUUCAUACUUUAGAUGUUUGGAGAUGUUUAUCAGUCAAAUCCACCUGAAAGACUCCCUCUGUGUCUGGUGUUGCAGUUGUAUUUGGUGUCAUGUUUUCUGUAGAUCUGAGUUAAAAUGUUGAUUUUGUCCUCCUCAGGCUAUGUCAGUGAUCGGAGACAGAAGAUCACGAGAACAGAAAGCCAAACAAGAGAGGUAAAGUCAGUCAACCUUAAACUUUUGUUUUUGUCUGCAUAUAAAUCGGACAGUAAUCACAGAUAACUGAUGAUAGAGGCAACAGUUCAAAUUCAGUCUUUGCAGUUGUUCUCUAACAGGCUGUACUGUGAUGUUUGUAAGCAGAGAGGCUGUUCUGGUGCUCACUGUUUUUUUGUUUUCAGAGAAAAAGAGUUGGCCAAAGUCACCAUCAAGAAAGAAGACGUAGAACUUAUAGUAAGUUAUGCUUCUUUAAAUAUGGAUUUAUUUCGGUGCUGACACAUUAACUUGUAUUUUUUUGGGACUUCUGACUCAGGAUUUGACUUUUGAAACUAGCGUCUUAAAUGAUAAUUUUGUUCGUGUGUGCAGAUGUCAGAGAUGGAGAUUUCACGGGCGGUGGCGGAGCGCAGUCUGAGGGAACACAUGGGGAACGUGGUGGAGGCUCUGGUCGCUCUGACCAACUGA